GCGAACCUCUGCGGACUACUGCUAACGGAAGGACAGGAAAGCGAUGGUGGUAGCUGACACGAGUGGUAGCUGGGAGCUGCCAUUCAUCCCCUCUCCCCCUCGUUAAAAGCACAUGGAGAUGCCUCACCAUCCCAAUCCAGCUUAAAGUGCAGGCAGCACCAGAGAUCGAAGAUGGCUCCCGGCACCGCAGUCCUUCCCACCAACGAGCAGACCUUGAGGGCGAGCUUCGUCCGGGACGAGGACGAGCGUCCCAAGGUGGCUUACAACCAGUUCAGCCUUGACAUCCCCGUGAUCUCGCUCUCCGGGAUUGAUGACGACGCCGCGGGCGGGAAGAGGGCGGAGAUCCGCCGCAAGGUCGUGGAGGCCUGCGAGGACUGGGGUAUAUUCCAGGUGGUGGACCACGGGGUCGACGCCGGCCUUAUCUCCGACAUGACUAGGCUGGCCAAAGAGUUCUUCGCGCUGUCCCCGGAGGAGAAGCUCUUGUUCGACAUGUCCGGUGGGAAGAAGGGAGGGUUCAUCGUCUCCAGCCACCUCCAGGGCGAGGCAGUUCAGGACUGGAGAGAGAUCGUGACGUACUUCUCAUACCCAAUUCGGGCUCGGGACUACUCGCGAUGGCCGGACAAGCCGGAAGGGUGGAGAUCCGUGGUGGAGUCGUACAGCGAGAAGCUUAUGGGCUUGGCGUGCAAGCUCUUGGAGGUGUUGUCUGAGGCUAUGGGGCUCGACAAGGAGGCCCUCACCGAGGCCUGCAUCGACAUGGAUCAGAAGGUUGUCGUCAACUACUACCCCAAGUGCCCCCAGCCGGACCUCACUCUUGGCCUCAAACGACACACCGAUCCCGGCACCAUCACCCUCCUCCUCCAAGACCAAGUCGGCGGCCUCCAAGCCACCAAGGAUGGCGGCAAGACAUGGAUCACGGUUCAGCCUGUGGAGGGAGCUUUUGUGGUCAACCUCGGGGACCAUGGCCAUUUUCUGAGCAAUGGGAGGUUCAAGAAUGCUGACCACCAGGCUGUGGUGAACUCAAACUACAGCAGGCUCUCCAUCGCCACGUUUCAGAACCCCGCGCCGGAGGCAAUCGUGUAUCCGCUGGCAGUAAGGGAGGGAGAGAAGCCGAUUCUGGAGGAGCCCAUCACGUUUGCCGAGAUGUACCGCAGGAAGAUGAGCCGAGACCUCGAGCUCGCCAAGCUCAAGAAACUGGCCAAGACGGAGCAGAAGCAGCAGCCGGAGCUACUGGAGAAGACUAAGGACAUCAACUUGGCCAAGGCUACAGGCCUCGAUGAGAUCUUGGCUUAAUACAUAUGUGUAGGUCUUUGUCAUCUUCCAUGUCUGUCCUACUUUAGCUUCCUUGUCUGGUUUGUUGGUCGAAGCUGUCAUAAGUUUUCCCGUGAUAUGGACUAUGAAUCUAUCAUCCUUUGUUAUUUCACUUUGUUUGAUAA
Molecule: messenger RNA, 1433 nt
Organism: Musa acuminata subsp. malaccensis (wild Malaysian banana)
Lineage: Eukaryota; Viridiplantae; Streptophyta; Magnoliopsida; Zingiberales; Musaceae
Product: flavanone 3-dioxygenase F3H2
Source: RefSeq, a predicted model, not a curated record